Cryphonectria parasitica EP155 is the source of this 1445-nucleotide messenger RNA. RefSeq lists its product as uncharacterized. Gene Ontology annotation, molecular function: histone binding. Gene Ontology annotation, cellular component: Swr1 complex; NuA4 histone acetyltransferase complex. The transcript has 5 exons. Bases 64 to 705 code for a protein of 213 amino acids. Gene Ontology annotation, biological process: chromatin remodeling; regulation of transcription by RNA polymerase II. NCBI's taxonomy places the organism in Eukaryota, Fungi, Ascomycota, Sordariomycetes, Diaporthales, Cryphonectriaceae. The record is from RefSeq and is a predicted model, not a curated record.
GCUGAGGCCCCUGGUCCUAACGAUACGCAGAGAACGAUCAAGCUCGUCACCGAGCAGCACAUCAUGUACAACAAGCCUCCUGCCUCGGAGGGCUUCCCGUUCAGAAAGUGGAACGUGAAGAUCUACAUUCUUGAUCAGCAGGGCAACCAGCAUAAGGCGGACUGCUUCACCAAGGUCGUCUUCAACCUGCAUCCUUCGUUUGACAACCCCGUCCAGACCUUCCUCGAACCUCCCUUCAUGUGUGAGAAUGAGGGCUGGGGUGAAUUCGAGAUGCAGAUUGAUCUCUACUACACCGACAAGAGCGGCAAGAUCACCAUCCCCCACGACCUGAACUUUCAGCAGAACCACUACGAGGACACCCACAACAUCACGUUCAAGAACCCUUCUCAGAACCUGCAGCAGAUCCUUCGCGAGACUGGCCCCCUGCCGAAUGAUGAGGACCGUCGCAAUAGGAAGGUGGACGGCAGCAUCAAGAAGCAGAAGAAGCCCUUUGACGUGGAGAAGAUGGCCGAGGCCCUGGUCAAGCUCGAGGAGGACGAUCUCCUGCAGGUCAUUCAGAUGAUCCACGAUCACAAGGCGGAUGACACCUACAUCCAGAACAAUCUUGACGCCGGCGAGUUCUCUGUUGACCUCUACACGAUACCUGAUAAUCUUGGCAAGAUGAUCUGGGAGUAUCUGGUCAAGGGCAACCUUGUUGACGUCUAGAGACCAGCUGACUCUCCCAUGGGCUCUAAUGGAUCUAUCGCACAGCAUGGCGAGUCGCUACGGCGACUACCUCGCAUCGUACUGAAGUUGGACUAAAGCCUUUUGGCGACCUCAUCAUGCAUUGUGGCUCCAGAAUAAUCCUGAAGUUUGCUGCCCGACAAACCUUCCUGUGAUUAUCUGCGUCUUUGUUUGACGACUUUUUUACGACUGUGCUCUGUCCACCCCCACCCCUUUUCUUCUCGAGAUCCUGCUAAAAGACAAUUGAUACUCCUAAUAUCCUGGCCUUCUGAGCUGGGGCCAUUUGCGAUACGUCUUCUCUCAUGAUUCACGGUGGGAUGGAAGCAAUGACGCGCGGGUCAUUCUCGUCGGCUCGUCGACUAGGGGUUCAGGGUCUUCGGAGGUAGUGCGUUUUGUUGUUGGUUGGGAGGACUUUGAUUGUACAAUACGAGAGAGAUGAUUGAUUUUUCUUUUACGGUGAGAAGGUCUUUGUUUAUGCGCGAGAAUCAAAAGGACCACUUUUCAGUCAUCAGAGAGAUCCAACACUCCGAGGGUUGCGCAUUGAAGGGAGGACUGGCAGUUUUGAUUUGAUUAUGACCAUGGAUGGAAAAUCAAAAAACAAGAGAUGGAUGGAGGUGCGGUGGCAUCAGCAUUCGCGGGCACUCUUUAAAGAGCCUGCACCGUUGAUUGACCAUGAAGGGACCGUACCAAAUCAAUAAACGGAAGCUUGUUAUUACGAGGGC